Molecule: messenger RNA, 1515 nt
Organism: Rhododendron vialii
Lineage: Eukaryota; Viridiplantae; Streptophyta; Magnoliopsida; Ericales; Ericaceae
Product: deoxyhypusine hydroxylase-like
Exons: 7
Coding region: 131-1087 (318 amino acids)
Biological process (GO): peptidyl-hypusine biosynthetic process
Molecular function (GO): deoxyhypusine monooxygenase activity
Source: RefSeq, a predicted model, not a curated record
AAACGAAUCUUUAUUAGCGACGGCGUCGAUCCUUCUGCGGAAGCUAGGUUUUGAUAAUUUCAGUUUUCUUCUUCGUCUUCUCCUUCAGAAAAUAAUUGCAGGUUUCUAUUAGAGGCAAAGAAGCGCCAAAAUGGGUUUUAGCGAGAAUUCAUUCACCGUAUCUGCUGAGACGGAGAAGUUCCUUUGCGAUCGAUUACUGGACCAAAACCAGCCCAUCUCUGAGCGCUUCAGGGCCCUCUUCUCUCUUCGCAACCUCCGUGGCCCUCGUCCCCGCACCGCCCUCAUUGCCGCAACAAGAGAUACCUCAAAUCUGCUGGCGCAUGAGGCGGCAUUUGCUUUGGGUCAGAUGCAGGAUAGUGAUGCUGUCCCUGCUUUAGAAGGAGUUCUUAAUGAUCGUUCUUUGCAUCCCAUUGUUCGCCACGAGGCUGCGGAAGCUCUUGGUGCCAUUGGUUCAGAUACCAAUGUUCCUCUGUUAAAGAAGAGUUUGACUUCAGAUCCAGCUCAGGAAGUCCGUGAAACAUGUGAAUUGGCUCUUAGUCGAAUAGAAGAACUGAAGAAUGUUCAGUGUGGUGAUGGAGUGACCAUGGCAGAGUCGUCGCCCUUUUUGUCAGUAGACCCCGCUGCACCUGCUUCUUGUUCUUCCGUUGAUGAAUUAAGGGAAGUCCUUCUGGAUGAAGAAAAGAGCAUGUAUCAACGAUAUUCAGCUCUUUUUGCACUCAGGAACCAUGGUGGAGAUAAAUCUAUCGCCGCUAUUAUUGAUUCUUUGGGUGCAAAGAGUGCUCUCUUGAGGCACGAGGUUGCUUAUGUCUUGGGCCAAUUGCAAAACAAGACGGCUUCAGCUGCACUUUCCAUGAUACUUAGGGAUAUUAAUGAGCAUCCAAUGGUUAGACACGAAGCUGCUGAAGCUCUUGGUUCUAUUGCAGAUGACCAAUGUGUAGCACUUCUCGAGGAAUUUGCGAAGGAUUCUGAGCCUAUCGUCUCUGAAAGCUGUGAAGUUGCUCUCAGCAUGCUGGAGUUUGAGAGAUCAGGAAAAUCAUUCGAGUACCUUUUUAUGCAGGCACCUCAAGUUGAGGAAGUUUCAUCAUAAACCCGGGUACUUUGCUUCAGUUGGUUCUUUUAUCCUCCAGUCUGCAAGAAAAACCCCGAGAUGAAGGUUUAUCCAUGUUAAAACAGUUCUCUCCUGACCGGUGUACGAUAAUACUACUAUUUGUGAACUAGUGCCAAUCACGAUUUUGGUUUAGCUUGUUGUGCUGAUCACAAGAUGGAAUUAUAGGAUGAAAAACUUGAAUCCGGAAUUCUUAUUAAUCAGUAGAGUUUGUUGGACUACUACAUGUUAAUGUAUCCACUUACUCUCACCCAAAGAAAGAGUAGAAAAAUGGCCACGCACAUGAGCAGUGAAAUUAUUUCUUUUGAUCAAGUUUUCCUGAUGUCGUAGGAGAUAAUGUGUGUAAUUGAGCUCUAUAACUGAUUUGAACAGUGAUACUUUGGACAGGUAAAGAUGCAUUUCAUACAAAA